UCACAAGGGAGGUGGUUCGUAGCCAGUGGAAGGAUGAAAAACCCUUAGGAAGAAAUUAGAGAAAAGAUUGUUCCAUGACAACACCAAGGUCCAACUCAUGGUCUCCAAAGUCUUGCUAGACUCAAUUGGAUUUACAUGCAUCCAACUGAGACCAGAUCUAGGACUCCAUCUUUUCUCAUGAUCAGGAGAUUGUUGCUUCACCAACAAAACUGAGAGAAUGGAGAAGCCAGCACCCACAAAGCCUGCAAAGCCCACAAAGCCCACAAAAUCCACAAAGCCUGCAUCACCAGAAGAAGCACCAGUGGAGGCAGAACCACCUGCAACUAUAACUGAUGAAAAAACUGAAAGGGUGGAGACGCCAACACCCGAAAAGGGUGCAGAGUCCAUAGAUAAUGAAGCACCCAGAAAGGAUUCAGCAACAGCAGCAGCAGCAGCAGCAGCAGAUGAAACUGGUGCAUCUGGUUUUCAGAGCAUGGUUGCUUUCAUCACAUCUCCAACGGGUGAAAGAUUUGUUGUACUUGAGAUUUUCAUCCUUACUGCCAUGACACUGCUGAUUUUCCUUCUAUAUCAGAAGGAAAUGAAAAAGAGAGAGGAGAUUCAAAUGGCAAUGAACAUGAUUCGAAACUUUGUUGUUGGGACUGAUAAAUUCUAUGAGGACAAGGAUGACUUCCAAAUACUCGCUGCAGCUCAAAACUUAUCAGAGGAAGUGCGGUAUCUUGUCAAAAGAAAUGAUCAACUGCAAAAGGAAAUUGACAUCCUUACUAGAAACUUGAAAGAUGGCUGGGUUAUAUUUUCAAAUUCGUUCUAUCUGUUUUCUGCUGAGCUACGCUCAUGGAUGGAUUCCCAAAGAAAGUGUGAGAGGGAAGGCGCCAAGCUCAUUUCUAUAGAAACAUUGGAAGAACAGUUUUUUAUAAACCAUGAAGUAAAAAGUCGUAGAAAGUUUUUUUGGACUGGACUCUUUAAAGACAAGGAAGAGGUUUGGAAAUGGCUAUCAGGGAAACUACCUGAAUUCCAGUACUGGAAUUUCUAUUCGCCACAUGAUGAAUUGAACCAUGACUGCACUGCAAUGAGCUUUGAUUGCGUUGAUGGUUGCUGGAUGGCAUUAGAAUGUCAUCUACAAAUGCCGUAUAUUUGUAAGAAGGUGCCAGAUGAUGCUUGGCUCUAAGAAGACACCUUAAGAUGAAUGAAAUUGGAUCCCAUGAUCUCUACACAAAAGCAAAACCAAGAGAUCACUUCCACCCCGAUGUUUUAAUGCACAAUUCACACUCUGCCAUCUAGAUUAUGGGACUCUUUGGCAUCAGCCCUCAAAAACACCUUGAAAAGACCUUAUUCUGCAGGAUCACACAUAGAUGGCUACAAAAAU
Podarcis raffonei (Aeolian wall lizard) is the source of this 1363-nucleotide messenger RNA. RefSeq names its product CD209 antigen-like. The coding region runs from base 218 to 1165 and encodes 315 amino acids. Lineage: Eukaryota; Metazoa; Chordata; Lepidosauria; Squamata; Lacertidae. The record is from RefSeq and is a predicted model, not a curated record. The transcript has 10 exons.